GAUUGAUACCAACAAUCUCAAAGAAGAGAAUUCUUACCUCAAACACAACUUACAAGAGAAUGUCGUAAAAUUAAACAAAGCUUUCAAAGCUAUUGAUAUUAUGCAACAAUUGAUAAUUGGUAUUAGACAGCUUCAUGAAAGUUAUAGAAUCAACUUUAGAAUUUUGAAUAAACCUAAAGACUUCAUAAACACAUCUAAUGAGGAAUUCUCAUCUAAUCCCUCAUUAUUUUAA
Molecule: messenger RNA, 232 nt
Organism: Funneliformis geosporum
Lineage: Eukaryota; Fungi; Glomeromycota; Glomeromycetes; Glomerales; Glomeraceae
Source: the annotation of a GenBank genome assembly